Mustela erminea (ermine) is the source of this 2544-nucleotide messenger RNA. Its product is annotated as SLAM family member 9-like. Lineage: Eukaryota; Metazoa; Chordata; Mammalia; Carnivora; Mustelidae. Bases 794 to 2158 code for a protein of 454 amino acids. The record is from RefSeq and is a predicted model, not a curated record. The transcript is spliced from 6 exons. Gene Ontology annotation, cellular component: external side of plasma membrane. Gene Ontology annotation, biological process: T cell activation.
UAAAGACAAAAUAGCUUAUGGAUAAUUUUUUUAUGCACAAAAAGCAUCUUCAAGGAAAUAAAUGAUAAUGGGGAAGUCUUAUUGCCGGGGAAUUAGUUUGCUAAGAUCAUAACUGAGCAGCAGAGGCAUGAUUCAAAUCAUAAAGCGUCAUAUCCACUCCACUGCACCCAGCUCUGAGCCAUUCCGGGCCUGCUUUUCUCUGCCUGGUGAGCCAGUGUCUGCCCAUGUGCUCAGCAACCAUGUAGGUGAGAAUCCCCUGUUAUGCGCCGACACUGUGCUAAGCGCUGGGAAUUGAAGUAUGAGAAAGGAAGCCUAGGGUGUGGUGGGUGAGGCAGGGGGCAGAGACUUGGGUGACCCAGGAAGCAGAUUUGCGGGAGCCAACGUACAGGGCUGAGAAAUCCUAGGGGGUUUUGGGGGAGACUCUAGAAACAGUCUGUGGUGACUGGAGCCCAAGAUGGGAGAUGUGGUGACAUGGCAUUAGGUCAAGCUUGACUAGAAGCAAGAGAACAGGAAAAGCCUCUUCUCCCAGAGCUGUGAGUCUGAUUUUGCCUUGUAGGGGAUGGGGGAGCUUCUGAAGGCUUUAAAGCACGGCUGAGACAUUGUCAGCUUUGACUUUUAAGUCAUAGCUCCCCUGGCCUUUCUCAUGUGUCGUCUCAUGUCUACAUCCUGUGACUUCAAAGUUACACGUGAUUACUGCGGUGAACUCUAGAAAGAGGAAAUAUUUGUGGGCUGACAUUUAUACAUUCACAGCUGGUCAGCUGUCCUGAGGGAGGCCAUUCUGCUGGUGACUACUAUGGGUCUUUCUCUACCAGGGUUCCUGCUCCUGCUUGGUCCUUUCACGGGGACAGGGGUUUCCGGACAGGACCCAGACCCUGUGACCGUGACUGGGACUCUAGGGGGGUCUGUCACUCUGCCUCUGCAGCUACAGGCUGGACAGCCAGUGGAGAGCAUCUCUUGGAUGUCCCGUUCCUCCUCCAUGGCCAUAGCCACCGUAACCUUGGCAGAAGCAGGAGAGCCAGACACCUUCCACACCUUCCACCAGGCAGACACCCGGUACUGGGGUCGUGUGAGUGUGGUGGAGCCAGGCUUCUCGCUUCAGAUCAGCAACCUGAGCUGGAACGACGCGGGGCCCUACCGAGCCCACGUGAACCUGAGGGGCUCCCGCAUCACCCGCACCCAGGAGUACCGACUGCAAGUGCACGAGCAGUUGGCCCAGCCCCGUGUCACACUGAGCUCCAGGAUCGGCGAGAAUGGACACUGUAUCUUCAUCCUGACGUGUGUGGCCGACAGCAGAAGAGGCUCUGUGACCUACAGCUGGCUACCUCAGGGACCCUGGACGGUUGUGUCCCAUGGAGGGUCUGUCCUCAGUGUUUCCUCAGGGCCCGGGGACAGGGCUCUGACCUUCACCUGUGUGGUCAAGAACCCAGUCAGUAACAGCAGCUCCCUCCCCGUCUCAGUGCCGUCCUCAUGUCCAGGGCCAGGAAUCCUGGGAGGGGAGACCGUGGGGGAGACAGUGACGGGUCUCCUCGGGGACUUGGCCAUUUUGCCCCUGGAGCUCCCAGCUGGGCAGGAAGUGGAAAGGGUCACCUGGAGCUCUGGAGGGCUUGCUGCUGUUAUGCAACCAGGGCCAGGAGGCCAGCCCGUCCUGGCUGCCAGGACUCAGACACUGAGCAGCAGACGGUGGCAUGCCCUCCCCGACAGCUACUCUCUUCAGAUCAGGCCCCUGACGCUGCAGGACGCUGGCCUCUACAGAGCCUGGAUCACCCUGCAGAGUCCCCCGAUCAACAUCACCAAGGAUUUCACCCUGCGUGUCUAUGAGAAGCUGCAGGAGCCCAAUAUCACUGUCAGCUCCCAGAUCAUGAAGGGUGGGACCUGCUACAUCACUCUGAUCUGCUCCCUGCAACAGGCCGGAGAGGACGUUCAGUACAGAUGGGCACCCCUCGGCCAGGGGGCAGUUAUGUCCCACGGAGGAACCACUCUCCGCGUCUCCUGGAGACCGGGGGCCAGUGACAGCUAUCGCUGCACUGCCAGCAACCCGGUCAGCCAGAGAUCCAGCUCCAUCCCCGCAGGGCCACUCUGCUCAGCCUCCUUCCUACUCUGCUCCUGGAAGAAGGAAUUUCUUCUCAUUUUGAUCCUGGGAGCUUUGCAGAUUGUGUAGAUUGACUCUGACAAGUGGAGAAGCCAAGAGGACUGUGAGAAGGUGUCACCCUGUGAGACACAGAGAUAAAGAAUUCUGUCCCUGAAGCGCCACCUGCCAGCAUCUCCUGGCGAGAGAGAAAUCAGUCCCUGCUAAUACAUAAAACCUAUUUCAUUUACAUACAGUUCAAAAUUGUCAAGAAACUGCUACAUAUCGUCUGUUUAAAAUAACCUGUUUAUGUUUUAUUUAAUCACCUUUUAGAGUGUUCAGACAGAAAAGAGGACUUAUUCAUUUAUUCAUUUAAGAAAAGUUGCAUGUUUGUGGGGCGUCUGCGGGGCUCCGUUGGUUAAGCCUCUGCCUUCAGCUCAGGUCACGAUCCCAGGGUCCACAUUGGGCUCUCCACCCAG